CCCACUUUCUCUAUGAUGCCGCGCAGGCGAGCGGCGCUGAUGCGCCCGCUGGCCGCCCUGGCUGCGCCGGGCACCUUCCUCUUCUGCAAGCUCUCCCAGCUGCAGGAGACUGCCAAACGACGCGUCACAGAGCGUGAGCUCAAACAGCUCAACCAUAAAAUCGAUAAACUGCUAUUAAAACUGGAUGAAUCGGAAACGGAGCCGGCCAAGUCAAGGGAUGAAGAGUGUGUUGUGUGCAUCAGCUCCAAGGCGACUAUGCAGACCUUCCCCUGCGGACACUGCGUCGUCUGCCGCAAGUGCUUCAUCAAGACCAUCCAGAUGACGGUGGCACAGCGGGCGCUGCCGCUCAGGUGUGUGCUGUGUCGUGAGCGCGUGAUUCGGCUGAAACAAACCUUCAAUUGCUCAUACGCCAUGCGUCUGCCGCUCUCCGUCUCCCAGUACUCCAUGACGUCAUCCGUGACGUCAUCGCCCGACUGGGACCUGCCGUCGUCGUCCUCGCUCUACUCGGUCUCAUCAGGCUGUUCAGUUGUGUCAGCCGACAGCCAGGCGAGCCGCCUCAGUAAGUCUUCCCUCCGCUCCGGAGCCAGCAGCGUCUCGUCCAAGAAACGUGUCACAUUCGCCGUCUCGCCACUGCUGCAUAUUCCGGCGCAGACGGCACAAUCAACGCCG
Messenger RNA from Amphibalanus amphitrite, 669 nucleotides. RefSeq lists its product as uncharacterized. The record is from RefSeq and is a predicted model, not a curated record. Lineage: Eukaryota; Metazoa; Arthropoda; Thecostraca; Balanomorpha; Balanidae. The transcript is spliced from 6 exons. The annotation marks the transcript as partial.